AUGAAUGAGGUUCUCGAAGUUUUUGCGAAAUUGCUUAACAGAGAAAGACAGCGCUUUAUUAACGUAGAGACGAUACAGCUUCAUACUUUUUCUGCUGGUGAUGUUCGACUUGGUGCUCGCUUCGAAUACGCGACGCUGUCGCACACAUGGGGUCAACAUGAGGCGACAUAUCAAGAAUGGGAUGAUGCCCAGACUCGUCAAUCAGAUGGUAUAAAGAAGAUCCGAGAUGCCUGCAAGGUGGUGAAAGAAUCCUUGGGGCUUCAGUGGCUUUGGAUCGAUACCUGUUGCAUCAACAAAGCCGACGAAGACGAGGUCUACCAAGCUGUCAAUAAAACGUUCUCGUUGUAUCAGGGCUCUACGGUUUGCCUGGCUUACCUUAGUGAUGUUCCCACGGCCAAUACUGACAACAACGAAUUACUAUCGUCUCAAGUCCGCAACAGCCGCUGGUUCACUCGAGGAUGGACUCUUCCAGAGCUAUUAGCACCAAAGCAGUUGAUCUUCUAUGCCGCUGACUGGACUGUCUUGGGACAGAGGGACGAUUCUCUGGCAGAACUGAUAAGUGAGGUUACCAACAUCGACCAAGCAUACCUUUCAGGGCGGAGGGAUGUGCAACAAGCCUCAGUUAGUAAGAGAAUGUCCUGGAUGUCAAACAGAAGGACAACUAGAGCCGAGGAUAUGGUAUAUUGCAUGCUUGGUAUCCUGGAUAUCGAAAUGGAUAUACACUAUGGAGAAGGUAAAGGAGAAGCCAUGGGUCGCCUCAUAGAGGAGAUAGAGCAAAAGGCGAGGGAUAAAAAGGAUUCCCCGAAACCACCUCCCCUAGACCCUGAGCAGGGUCGAAGUUACAUGAUCAAUGUCAAAGCGGGCCCCCCACCCGCCCGUGAUUGGUAUCGUCCAGAGCUUGGGCCGUCAGCUGAUAGACAUAUCACUACUAAUACUAGUCAGUAUAACGGAGGUAGUGAUGAGAGUCCAUCGGUCUCGAUGUUUGACUUCAGUAUUCAGAGUGGUGGAACACAACCUUCGACCGUGCCAACGUCGGCUCCUUUGGUGCCACCACGUGUAUCUGGAACCGCACAAAAAGCUGAUCUUUCCCCUGUGGAAAAGCACAAGCCUCCUUCAGAUUGUCUUGAUGACUUGGAGGAUCUGUCAAUUCUGAUAGGGCAACAUACCGGAGUGCAUGAAGAGUCGGAUACAGCCACUAUAUACUCCAUAGAGACCCUCGCUGAUGAUCCAAAACUACACUACUUCCAGGUGUUCGUGGACCAGCUCGCUGAGGAUGUGAGAACUGGGGCGGAAGGCAUGGUACUGAAGGAUCUUGGGCCAGAUAACCUUGAUCAUGCAUUGAAGGAAUUUGCCUGGAAGCUUUAUGAAGAAUCAUCCAAUCCAUUCCAGCUUGAAACAUCAGUCAUUAUCCAUCGAAAACGGAGGAAUGUUGUUGAUCUUCUUGAUUUUGAGUAUCCACAGUUUGAGAUAUCGGAGAGUGAGUCAGAACAGAGCUCGGCAGAGUCUGACGUAGGAGAUGAUGGCUUUUUGACCGAAGUUCCUUUCAGAAAGGCCGAGGAAACGAUCGUUGCCUGGAUAGGCGACAUCAAUCCUGAUCCUGCAUCAACUACAGAUCUUUCUCAGAUGCCUCAGUACAGACAAUUCAUCCAAGAAUCCAGUGCCUACCGGUGGCUCUUAACUAAGCUUAAACAGCACAAUCGGUUAACAUGCGAGAAGCCUAACAUCAUGGAUGAGAUUGGAGUGGUUAUAAGGAACAGACUCAAGAAUACGGAAUCACUACGCAAAAUGAGCAGAAACAGAGCACCAGUUCCAGUUGAGAUGACUUACACUGUAAACUGGAACCUGCUCGGAUUCAUGCGAGAUCGCGGCAUUCCGUCUCCUUUCGCACCGGCUCUACCUAAUAUCCUGUGCUUAACGGGCACUUGGGACGAAGUCCAGGCCACGUCUGUUAUUGAGUACAUGGAUCAGACAUGGCCACAGUCUGGCAAAGCCCUCAUCGCCUUGUUGCAAACGCUAUUGUCAGCUUUGGAAGAGGAAGAUGAGACCGGCGCAAUGUCCGGGCAUGCUUUCAAUCUCGGAAAUCUUGAAGUUAGGUACAAUCGUCCGUCACUGUAUAUUAAAGUAACUGGCGGUCAGUACCUUGUUUCGGAGGUUGGAGAACAGAUUGCAUGGCUGGUGUCGGCUCUACAAGUUGUACCAGGAAGUCCCGACAGCUUCACCAUGAGCUUUCCUGGUAUCCUAGACCUUGCUGUACACAGCCCCUCACGCAAAGGGAAAAGAGUGGGAAAUAUCAGAGCCAGUUGUACCUUCGGAGUCGACUGGAGGCAGCCGACCGUUGAAAACGUCCCUCUUGGAGGGUGCUGGAGACAACUAUUCGGUUUACCUGUUAUUGUCCAUGGCUACCCCAUUCUGCGCCGAUCAGUACCCAAGUCCGGUCUUGAGAUUUCCCUGAAACUUGUGGCAUCGAUUAUGGGAUCAAAUCAGGUGGUUCAAUUAGAUAACAGACUGUUGAUCAAAGGGUUCAAUAUGCUCAUGAUUGCCACUUUGGUGGCUGCCGAUAUCAUGGUGUGGCAUCUCUUUAUCAGUGAGAAGGGAGGACAGCGAAUCUCAUACAUGGACUCGAGGCUCGACGAACUCAAUGCAAUGCCUUUCGAUGAGGUUUCCCUCCAUCAUAUACCGGGGAAACGCCAUAUCGUAGGAUGGUGUACUAAAGCAACAGACUGGUGUGGAAGUCCAUCUACAAAUCACAAUAUCAGACCUGCAGGUUUGCCCAGAUCUCCUGCGUCCUUGAAGAUAGACAAGUUAUACAUUGAAGGCGGAGCUACAGUUACUGGUGGUUUCAUGAUGGACAUCAACAAAAAGGAGCAACCAUUUUGGCUCCAACGAGAGAAGGACUAUCCGGAUCUACUAAACUGGGUCAAACUUCGACCUAUCGUGUUCUACGAUGUUGAGGAACGUCGUGCGUGGCUUGUUGAUGGAGCCUCCGCCUUGCUUCAUUUGGUUCGCAUAUCACUCCAUCAGGAUACCAAUGAUACCGAAUCAGCCUACGACUGGGUUUACGAUUCUGGCAGGCUUAAGGAUAAUUGGCCAGGUGUGGGAGGCCGCCAAGCAGCAGUCAACACUUUGAAGAACUGGGACAAUCGCGCACUUGGCCUGCACAUAAUUGGAAAGCGUCCUGGUACAAAUGGUGUACUUGUCCCAGAAUACUCGACUUUUGAAGAUCGUGUUAAGAAGAUUCUUCACUCGAUUGAGAUCUUGAUCGAUCAGCAAGAGAAGGCUGCUUCACAGGAUGGUUUCAAGAUUUCCCAGACUUGGGACCCACGUCGAGACAUUAUCGGCUUCGAAAUCAUGGACGUCAUAGGUCCCUCAGGUCCCAUCUAUUCACGAGUGCAGCGCAUCAACUCAUGGGGUCGCGGCUGGACUGACUUGGCACCCUCUAUUGGACUCACCACCAUCUUUGGCCGAGGUUUCGGAAACUUGAUACAGGCAGAUGAACCUAGUGAACUGUGUCCAAAUUGGAGAUUAGUCCCCAGUGGAAAGGACUUUCUUGUAGCUUCUGUGUCAACUAUAAAGAUGCUAUACGAAAAACAGCUCCUCAAGCUAGAACCGGGUCGAUCCGAAGACGAGAUUGCCAAGAGGGUCACUAUCGUAGCUGCCAAAGAGACGUCAAAUCCGUGCAACUGCCUCAAACAACAAGGGAGCAAUAGCAAUCACCUAUCCGUGGUCGAGUGUCACCACAAGCCUGUCCAAUUCUUAACGAAGAGAUGGUGGUUGUUGGGUGCCCUUCCCAAUGGACUGGUGCCGGUACGCUUGGGAUCACUACCUGUCAGAGGAGCAGUGAUUCUUGGCCACACUGUUCUAGGUCUAAGCAGCAAGGAUGCGUCAACGUCGAGACAGCCAGACGACGAUGGGUCAGGAUCUACAGCUACUGGCGGGUCUCUACAAGCUACAGGAUCGAGUUCGGAUGUGACUGAAAUGACUGCGAUUACAACUCCGAGUGUUGGGCCAUCUAGCCAAGAAGCAAGUGGAGGUGGCCAGAGUUCCAAUUCUGCGAGUAAGCAAAUGGAUGGGACGAGAAACAAGAGAUGGUCGAGAUUCAAGGAUUGGGUGAAGAAAUGA
Molecule: messenger RNA, 4119 nt
Organism: Fusarium sp. VM40
Lineage: Eukaryota; Fungi; Ascomycota; Sordariomycetes; Hypocreales; Nectriaceae
Source: the annotation of a GenBank genome assembly